Messenger RNA from Uloborus diversus, 1975 nucleotides. RefSeq names its product sonic hedgehog protein-like. NCBI's taxonomy places the organism in Eukaryota, Metazoa, Arthropoda, Arachnida, Araneae, Uloboridae. Gene Ontology annotation, biological process: multicellular organism development; smoothened signaling pathway; protein autoprocessing. Gene Ontology annotation, molecular function: calcium ion binding; patched binding. The coding region runs from base 185 to 1975 and encodes 596 amino acids. The transcript has 3 exons. The record is from RefSeq and is a predicted model, not a curated record.
GCAUUUUGUUAUCAACCCUCUUCUACUUUUAACACAAGAUCCCUUUAAAAUAUUAAGAAAAAUAUUAAUGUCUCAGCAGUGUUGCUGAAUAACUUUCUUCAAACGGUGCGGUAGAAUUAUUUUCAGACAUGAGGCACAUUUACAGAAAAAAGAGCUAUCUCCAACAUAAAUUCCUAGCUUGUCGAUGAGAGGAAUACUCUUUAAACUUUGCUAUCACAUUCUCAUGGUGUUGGUGCAUCUUACGCUGAUUUUCAGUUACAUGUCAGAGGGAUGUAUGCCAGGGAGAGGUGGUGGGAGAAGACGAAGCAGCACGAAGAUAACUCCACUCGUAUUCAAGCAACAUGUGCCCAACGUACCAGAGAAUAGUUAUGGAGCAAGUGGGCCAGCACUCGGACGCAUCACAAGAAACGAUGAGAGGUUUAAGAAUUUGAUUCCUAACUACAAUCAGGACAUUGUAUUUAAGGAUUCAGAGGGAACUGGAGCAGACCGCUUGAUGACACAACGUUGCCGAGAGAAGUUGGACACGUUGGCGAUCUCAGUGAUGAACCAAUACCCGGGGGUGCGCUUAAGAGUCACAGAAGGAUGGGAUGAGGAAGGCCACCACUCCCCUUCUUCUCUGCACUACGAGGGUCGUGCAGUGGACAUCACCACCAGCGACAGAGAUCCAGCAAAAUACGGUCAGCUAGCCAAAUUAGCCGUGCUGGCUGGAUUCGAUUGGGUCUACUACGAGGCGAGGACGCACAUUCAUUGUUCUGUAAAAUCAGAAACAAACUCUGAAGGCAAAUCUAUUGGCUGUUUUCAAGGAAGCUCGAAGGUCAUCACAAACGAUGGCAUCAAAUUGAUGAGUAACUUGACAGUUGGAGACGAAGUGCUGAGUAGCUUUGGACCGAAUGGGACUUCCGUUUACAGUAAAGUUAUCGCUUUUUUGCACAGAGAUCCCAAGCUUGAAACAGAUUUCGUUGAAAUGGAAGACGAAACAGGCAACAGUUUGUUACUGACAGGAAAUCAUUUAGUUUUCCGUUAUGUACCAAAGAAGUCAAAUGCUGAGAAGCUUUUUAAUGUGCCUCAAAAGCAGAAACCUUCACCUGAAAUAGGGAACAGAAAAAUGAGAUUUGGCAGUGUGAAACUGAAAAUCAACUGUUAUAAAAAAGCAAGAAAGCAAAUGUCAAACGUUUCACUUCGACUCGGAACUAAUUAUACUAAUCCUGAUAAAAAGUGUGAAGAUUUUAAAAUUUUCAAAACAACAGUUAGACAGUUUAAGUGCCGAUCUUUUGGAUUUAGAUUUAAACGAAAGCAAGUUCCAGUACAAAGCGUCGCAAUAAACGGUAGAAGACUGCAUUCAUCUGUAACGCGAGAAAAAGUAAGUGUUUCAAAAAUCAGAAGAAAAGGUUAUGAAAAUACUACUUCAAUCAAAAGACUUGCAAGCCGGCAUGAUGCAGUUGGAAACAAAAUUCGCAAUGCAGUACGAAUCUCUGGAUCUUCAAAUUACCUGCACAAAUUUCAUUCGCAUACCGGAUUCGGACUUCAUUCUUUACUUGCAAGUAAUUUCGAAGCAGUUCCCGCAGAUCAAGUUCAUACUGGUACUUUCAUCUACAAAAUUUCUCACGACAAUUCGCCGUCACUUUCAUUAGUAAGAGAAAUAAGACGGACAAAAAGGAUAGGGGUUUACGCUCCUUUAACAGAAUCUGGUACCAUUGUAGUAGAUGGCGUCUGGUGUUCGUGCUAUGCCGUAGUAAAAAGCCAUGAUGUAGCUCAUGCAGCUUUUGGACCGCUAAGAAUUUUAUAUUUUCUUAAAGAUCACAUGUAUCAAUUGUCAAUAACUGUAAUGACGUUUUUCACUUUUAUUGCAAAUUUCUUUUCGGUUGCAAAUUUUUUUACAAGUGAACAUGAAGUUUCAGAGGAUGUAAGUCCUUAUCAUUGGUAUGCUAAUUGUUUAUGCUUUGUAAGCAGUCCCUUUGUAACGUUAUGUGAAUAA